This is a messenger RNA of Aspergillus glaucus CBS 516.65, 429 nucleotides long. RefSeq lists its product as uncharacterized. The transcript has 4 exons. Lineage: Eukaryota; Fungi; Ascomycota; Eurotiomycetes; Eurotiales; Aspergillaceae. The record is from RefSeq and is a predicted model, not a curated record. Bases 28 to 342 code for a protein of 104 amino acids.
CAAAAUGACAUCCAUGCCAUUGAUAAAAUGGAUUUCCUAUCUAACUACACCAAAAUCCAUGCUCAUGCAUUCUCAAAGGCCAAUAUACUAAAUGGAUUUGCAGCUGCUGGUCUUAUUCCUUUUAAACCAGAGAGAGUGCUUGCAAAACUCCAUAUCAAAAUGAAGACACCAACACCACUUUCCUGUCUGAGCAGCAAUCAAUCCUUUUAUUUAGGAAGGACACAGUCUGUAUCCUCAGUGGCUGCAGAGCAGAUGCUUGAAAAAGUCAUUAAGGGUGCAGAGAUGGCAAUGCAGAAUUCUAUCCUGAGCUUUUAUUCAAGAUGGAGGGAGUUUGACUGGUGAUGAAGGGUUGCAAAUAUUGAGAGAACGGGAGAGGCAAGAAGAGCCAGCACGAUGCAGCAAUUGCAAUAAAGAAGGUCAUAAUAGAUU